CGCGAAGGUUAUUUUACAUGAGGGAGGAUCUGUGCUGGAGCCAAACGGUACCGUGCGAAUAGCUGGAGAGCAAAAGAAGAGGCGCUUGUUUUGUGGCCGGAAAGGAGCGCAUUUUUUCUUCCAAACCUUACAAGAGAGGUGAAGUAUCAUGGGGAAACACAACAGCAAGCUGGCUCCAGAGGUCCUGGAUGACCUGACCAAGAACACGGAAUUCAACGAGGCAGAGCUGAAGCAGUGGUACAAAGGCUUCCUCAAAGACUGUCCCUCUGGCAUUCUCAACCUGGAGGAGUUUCAGCAGCUCUAUGUUAAGUUUUUCCCAUACGGUGAUGCCUCCAAGUUCGCCCAGCAUGCGUUUCGGACAUUUGACAAGAACGGUGAUGGGACCAUCGACUUCAGGGAGUUCAUUUGUGCACUGUCCAUCACCUCCAGGGGCAGCUUCGAGCAGAAACUCAACUGGGCCUUCAACAUGUAUGAUCUGGAUGGGGAUGGAAAGAUCACACGCAUGGAAAUGCUUGAGAUCAUAGAGGCCAUCUAUAAGAUGGUGGGCACAGUGAUCAUGAUGCGUAUGAAUGAGGACGGGCUGACCCCUCAGCAGCGCGUGGACAAAAUCUUCUCCAAGAUGGACAAGGAUCACAACGAUGAGAUCACCCUGGAAGAGUUUAAAGAGGCUGCGAAGUCUGACCCCUCAAUUGUCCUACUGCUGCAGUGUGACAUGCAGAAGUAGAGAGGGAUUAGUAGAGAUACAGAGGGAGUGAGGGGAGGUAAGAGUUGAACUGAAACAAGAGAAGGAAGAAGGAUA
This is a messenger RNA of Xiphias gladius (swordfish), 799 nucleotides long. RefSeq names its product hippocalcin-like protein 4. NCBI's taxonomy places the organism in Eukaryota, Metazoa, Chordata, Actinopteri, Istiophoriformes, Xiphiidae. The transcript is spliced from 4 exons. Bases 149 to 724 code for a protein of 191 amino acids. The record is from RefSeq and is a predicted model, not a curated record. Gene Ontology annotation, molecular function: calcium ion binding.